Molecule: messenger RNA, 4131 nt
Organism: Heterobilharzia americana
Lineage: Eukaryota; Metazoa; Platyhelminthes; Trematoda; Strigeidida; Schistosomatidae
Source: the annotation of a GenBank genome assembly
AUGACGACGGUUCAGUCUUCCUAUCUGAUAGUGUCGCGUACACGUGGGGUUGACUUCAAUUUCACAAAAAUGACGCUCAGGGCUGGUGCGUCCAAUGUGUCUGUCCGAGCAUGGCGUCGUUACUUUACCUUAUCAUCUGUUGACGCAGUCAUACAAUUAAUGCGAGAGGUGUUUGUUAAUUGCGGGAUAGCAUUUUCUGAUGAGCAAAUAGCCAUGAAAUGUUUGAUAAGCAGUACUAGAAACAGCUCUAUAACAGCUGAUGUUGGUGUUGAGCCCUCUACUAAAGAACCCAACUUGGCUUUUGUAUCUAUUGUAUUAGGUUACAUUGAAAAUCAUCUCACUUCUGGCUCAUCGGAAGAAUUUGAUUCUUUAAAACUAAAAAAAGAACAUUUAGACGCUUCUUGUGAUAACCGCGAGUUGGACAGCAAGUCAAGUUCCAUAUCCAGAUCGUUAUCUUCAAGUUCAGUUGUACAAGAAACUACUCAAAAUUCUAGUCACAUAUACGAAUCUCCCAUCUGUCGUCGUCAUCGGACAAGACGGUUUGGUUCUCGCCGUGUUCGUCAGCGAAACGAAUCAAGCGUAUCUGAUUCUGCAGAAAGUACUGGAGAAUUCCCAUAUACAGCUGCUGCCAAAGAUGAACCGUUGAAAAUAAUUACAGACAUGCCUGUUCGAAAGCGACGUCGGUUUUCAGAUAGUACUCUACCAAACUCGUCAUUCCCGUGUUUAACAUUUGAUGAGACUGAACGAUUGUAUCUAAAUUUUUAUAAUCUCAUCACCACUUCUCCGAAAUUGAAACCUUUUAUUGAACCAUCAAGUUUUAACAGUAGUAUAGGAUCAAAGAAACAAAGACUUCAUUCAAUUACAAUACCUUCAACAGAAACGAAGAAAUACGCCUCCCGUUCGCUAAUCUGUGCUAUAUGUGAAGUUUUAUGGAGUCAAAUGACAGUUAGUCGUGUUAAAGAACGACUAACUCAUACACAAAGUGUAUAUUCCUUUCUAACAACGGGGAUCCUCGACAGUUUUGGCCUAUCAUAUACAGUUGUAGCCGCUUGUCAACUUCUUGGUUAUUCGGAUGUAGACCUGGCAUUAUCUGAAGAUCACGGUUGGGUUGAAUUCGGUCCACCUGAUUUCCGUCAGACAGCUGAUGUUGCAAGUUGGGUGCAAGAAUCUCAUACAUCAACCAAUUCACAUAAUCCGGAUUUGUUUUCAACUUCACAUGAUGAUGCAUUACAGCAGACAGAACACUCUAGGACUCGGAAAAUAUCAUCAUCUACAGAGGAUGAAUGCAAUCCACCAUCUAUACGCAUUCCACCGCUUGAACAUUCUUGGCUUUAUGUGAAUGGAUAUCCAGUGAUAUGUCGUCCACGUAUAAUGGCAGUAGCCGCUGCGAUUGCAGCGAUGCAACCCGGAGCUUCAUUAUCCGCUGUUACCCACGGGCCCACUUCGGAACCUUUUGCGUACGGAAUACUUUCACCGAAUCCUUCAGUUUCAUCGGGUGGUGAUCUUGUUACACCCACUGGUGUAGUCAGACAUUUAUCCUCUGCAUCAGUGAUUUCUAUGCAAUUGGUGAUGUUAAAGCAUCGACUUUUAUGGUUGUGUUUCGAUGCUGGUUGUCUAUCUCGUUAUCCUUUGGGACUAACCAAUUUGGGAGAUUUAGAAGAUGCAUUUCCCACUAUGGGACGCCUUGCCACAUUUUUAAAUUCCUCGAAAUCAACAUCGUCAACAGAAAUAACAGAUGUGAAAUGGACUAGCGCUGCAGUAAAUCAGUUAAAAAAUUCUGAAAAUUCCCCUGAUUAUCCUGAUGUCUCUCCUGUUGUCAUGAGUUCCCAGUUGGUCUCUUCCGAUAUGUUAAGUCCUCAGUUACCAGAAACUGUUUCACUUGCUCUAGCGCUUUACAAUCGUGCCGUUAUAGUUAACCAGUACUAUUAUGCGAAUCAUCAUGUUUACCCGUAUACCUGUUUGGCUGGAUGUCUGUACAGGCAUGGAGAUCAUCGAGGAGCAUUGCGUCAUUGGGCAGAAGCAACGAAAGUUAUUGGGCACUACAACCACACAUCUGAAGAUUGGGAAAUUUAUCGAGAGCUUUUGGAGGUUGCCACACAUCUAAUGCCACAGAUGUUCCGGUUAGCCAGUGAAAACUCACGUUCUUGCUCUGAAGGCCUAGUAGACGCAGACCCCGAUGGAUGCUUAUAUCAACCAGAUAAUAUUUUGGACGAUCCACAUUGCCUUUCCUACCUGUUAUCAUUCUAUGAUCAUUUAUGUCUAUGGGAAGAAGGUUCACCUGUGCCAGUCUUACACGUGGGCUGGGUCGAUAAACUAAUGGUUAAUUUAACACGAUUUACUCAACGAGCUAGACGUCACCUAUACCUGUCUGUGGCAUCUGACAAAGAGGACAACAAAAGUGAUACUGUUCACUCACCAGCGCUUACACAUUCAACCUGCAAAUCAAGUCGUUGGGCCACUGAAUCAACGGAUACACUAAGUGAGACAGGAAUUAGCACCAAGCGUACACGUCGACAUCGAUCUAGUCAAAUGGAAUCUACACCCACUCAGUCUAACGUUAAAGAAGAACAAACAAAAUCUGCUGAUAGUGUAAAUCCUAAACUUGAAUCAAUGCUUGAUUACCCUACCAAUGUAAACCAUGAAUCAUCUGUGGCUACAAAAAUACAAAAUGAAAAGGAUGAUAUCAAGCAAAAGCCAUCAGGUCAAAGCAAAAAAGAGUCUAAGCCUCGUACAUGGAAAUCCAAUAAAUUUGCUAAUAAUAUCACCGUGGAAAUUCCCGAGGAAGCAAGUAAGACGAAUAGUAUUCGUGCUAGCGAGUCUUAUUCACCUCACACAAAAUCAGGUCUAUCUUCUACUCACACAAACUCCAUGUUAGAUGAUGUUCAUUCUGAGACAGAUCAGGUAUUGGAUACAGAAGAACAAGAUGGAUCACCUUCUCCUCUAGUUGAUUUUCCUAAUCAUGAUGAACUACUCGCAAGUCUAGUUGAGGCUUGUGACCAUCGUCUUUUGAAUCCAGCUUUCCUAUGGGGUGUGGAACCGUAUUCCCCUUUUCUUCCAGCCAAUAUCGCUCCUGAAGAAGCAUUGAAUCGUUUGAUGACUGUGUUAGAUGAAAGCAAACCUACCAUCUUGUUACACAACUCAAGUGCUGAUGCAUUCACAAACAACGUGAUCCAUCAUAUUUUCCCAACACCUCCGAAUUCUGGAAGUCUCAGUGAAUCACUAGAUAAUGUAGUGAAGGAAGAGUCAACUGCUGCUACCUCACGGUCACAAAAAAUACUGUUACCAACAACACCAAUAUGUUCAGACAGCAAAGGUGCAACUCAGCAUCCUCCUACGGUUGUCGAAAAUGAAUCAGAUAGUUUAUCGAAAACAAAAAUUGUAACUGUAGAAGAAACAUUGUUGCCUGAUGGUUUUGAUACUGUUGACGGUCCUCAUGUUUCUUCAAGUGAUUUCGACUUACUGGCUAAUAUGCCUAAUGAAUUAAUGGAUUCUGUAGCAAGUUUAGCUGUUGAAAAUCAAACUGUCUCCCCGAAUCCGAGCAGUCCUGCUGACUUCUUCGACUUAUUACUUGAAUCCGAAAAUAAUUUGGAUAAAACUAUCUGUAAUCAUCAAGAUGAUAAAGAAGAGGAAGAAGAUAUGCUAAAUAGUGAUAAUCAGUCUAUGCAGUUGUCAUCUCCAUCUCGUCAUUCAACACACCGUGUAGCUAAAACAAUGGAAGAGUUAAGUGUUCACUUGUCAUUGUAUUCAGUUAAAAUGGCUUCAAUUAUUGAAUUGUUACGAGCACCACGAUUGAAUUCCUCAGCGAUUAAGCUAGCAUUGACAGCACAAAGUCAAGUUUGUGUUCGUCGGUCUAGUAUUCAUCCUACUUACUUUUAAUUAAUCAAUUAAUUAAUACAUUUUAUACUUUGUUACCAUACACCUUUGUACUUCACCAUUUACUCAAUCCUCAGUACUAACUAGAGUUUACCAUCCAAGAUGCAUUGUAUGUGUAUAUAUGUAUCAUGUUUGUAGACACGCUAUUCUAUUUAUUUUUAUUGUACUGAACGUCUAUUGUUCUUUUAAUUUCCCCUAUUCUCUUUCCAAAUCUUUUACACAUGUAAACACGAUUUUUUUCCUCGUCAGCUGUGCAUC